Messenger RNA from Stegodyphus dumicola, 2984 nucleotides. RefSeq names its product extracellular serine/threonine protein CG31145-like. The record is from RefSeq and is a predicted model, not a curated record. Gene Ontology annotation, cellular component: Golgi apparatus. Gene Ontology annotation, biological process: protein phosphorylation. NCBI's taxonomy places the organism in Eukaryota, Metazoa, Arthropoda, Arachnida, Araneae, Eresidae. Gene Ontology annotation, molecular function: protein serine/threonine kinase activity.
ACCCGGUUACGAAGAGCUACUAAAGUACGGAAAGUGGCUAAAGACGGAGGCUCCUAGAGGAUACGAACACCUCAGAUAUAAGGAAAAUAUGACCAACUGGGAAAAAUUCCACCUCCAGAUCAGCAAAUACUACCUCUAUCCUGAAGAUGCUACGGUUGUGAAUGCAAUGUUGACGGACAUUGUCAAACAAAGAAUAACCUCAGUCGAACAAAUGCCAGGAGGUACUCAAAUAAAGCUUGUGAUAACAUUCGAAAAUGGAGGAAAGGCACUCUUCAAACCCAUGAGGUUUCCAAGGGACCAAGAGACAUUGCCAGACCAUUUUUAUUUUACAGACUUUGAGCGUCACCAUAGUGAGAUUGCCUCUUAUCACCUAGACAAGUUACUAGGAUACCGUAGAGCGCCCCCUGUGGUGGGCAGGAUAGUUAAUAUUACUGAAGAGAUCUACCCUUUUGCAGAUGAAGAGUUCCUGAAAACAUUUUUUGUUUCUCCAGCUGGAAAUAUUUGCUUCCACGGCCAGUGUACAUAUUAUUGUGAUACUGGACACGCAGUAUGUGGUCACCCUGACAUGCUGGAAGGUAGUUUUGCUGCAUGGUUGCCAGGCAAAGAAGUUCUUCACAGCAAACCUGCACGAAGCCCUUGGCGUAGGUCGUAUAACAAGCAUCGUAAAGCUUCCUGGGAAACCAAUCAUGAAUAUUGUACAAAUUAUGUAAAGAGAACCCCACCGUACAACAAAGGCAGGAGGUUGUACGAUAUGAUUGACAUGGCCAUUUUUGACUUCCUGACAGGUAAUAUGGAUCGGCAUCACUACGAAGAAAUGCACGUGUUUGGCAAUGAUAGUGCACCUAUACAUUGGGACCAUGGCAGAGGAUUUGGUCGUGCUUACCAUGAUGAAAUCACCAUUCUUCUGCCUCUCUACCAAUGCUGUGUGAUUCGAUUAUCAACCUUCAACCGUCUUUUUACAUUCCAUAAUGGUCCUGCUCGCUUAAGCGAACUAAUGCGGCAGAGUAUGGCUAACGAUCCAGUUGCACCCGUACUCACAGAUGCCCACUUGAAUGCCUUGGACCGAAGAGUGGAAAAAGUUCUCGAUGCCGUUCGAAAGUGCCUUUUUGUCAACAGGCCGAGCCUCGUCUUCCUUGAUGAUUUGUAACUGGACGUGUGUCAUCCAAAAUCUAGGACAUAAGUGUAUUGUACAACAAGUUAUGUGUAGGUUUCAGUGCCAUCCAGUGAUAGACUGGCGUAAACGCAACUAUUUUGUGCAUUAAACAAGUGACUCAAAGGAUUAAAUUCUAUUUUUGAGACUUUCUUGAGAAGUAUCUUGCUAGAAGAAUUCAAAGUAUGACAGUAAUAGUAGCGUUAGAAAAUUUUUAAAUAGUUCUGGGAUGUUUUAGGUGGCCCUUAACUGGUGUAAUCCCUUGGAUGUUGCUCAAUUUACGUGUUUGUAAAUUACUUGAAGUUUCCACACAUGGCAGCAAAUUUCUUUGAAAAUAUUUGUACCAUGAAAAAGAAUUAAUUUUUAUGAAAACAUUUUUGAAUCUGGCUAAAAAUAUUAACAUUUUUUUGGAACAUAUGAAUACUUAUUGGUUUAAAAUUAGCAUAUACGAAAUAUUUAAAUGAAGAAAAAUGUUCAUAAAAAUUAUGCAUAAUAUCAACAUGUAUUUCCCUUUAUUGCUAAGCCCGUCAGUUCAUACAAAUGAACUUGCAUGCCACUAAUUAUAGUCACAUAACAUAUUUUCUUAUAUUUCAAAUAGCUUGGAGACUGACAGACUAUGUUAAAAAAAACGUUUAAAUAUGUAUGUGUAUCUAUGUGUGUGCGUCUUCGGAACUCAUUAAUUUAAGGAAUAUUAUUUUAUUAAAAUAAAACUGAUAUUAGUUCAAACGAUGUUAAUUCUUUAUUGUUUAAAUCAAGGGUGGUACUUAAAUUUUAGCUACAAAUUUUAAUCAAUUUUAAUUAAUUUUUGUAAAAGAGAAAGAAUGAAAAAUUUCAUUAAUUUUUCAUAAAAUCACCCGAAUUAUCUAGUCAUUUUAAUUUAGAGAAACAUGAUGAAAAUACUUUCAUCAAUGGAGUUCAUUUUUUUAAUAUAGUGAAAAUUCUUAUGAGGACAGUUUCUCUGAAGCGACCACCUCUGAAAGUGACCAGUAUUUUUGUGAAAAUAAAUAAAUACCGGUAGUGAAUAUCAAAUUUCGAAAGCGACCACCUUCGCAAAAGACAAAACAGUUUGAAACCAAGAGUGGUCUCUUAGGGAGGUUUCACCGUAUUUACUCACAGUUCCAUCGUUUUAUUCAAGUCCUGCAUUUUAAAACGUUUAAUACAAUUCUUUUUCAUUGUUAUAUAAUAAAGAUAAUUCAAAAGUUGAAAAAAUGAAACUGAAUGAGAUACAUUCCGAUGACCUCGGAGAUCACGUGACUUAUGUAUACCUUUUGUAAACAAUCAAUACAUAUGACCUCGGAGAUCACGUGACUUAUGUAUACCUUUUGUAAACAAUCAAUGCAUAUGACUUCGGAGAUCACGUGACUUAUGUACAGCUAAUGCAAACAAGCAAGGUCAUUCUUCUUCUUCUUCUCUUGCGGAAUGUUCUCAUAUAUUUUUAUAAAAUUCCAUUAGAUUAAAUUCUGUGACUGAAUUUUUUUUUUUUUUUUUUUACGCGAAACCUACACUUUUUUUUAAAUUUUAGUUUUGUUUUUUUUAAGGUAACUUUAGUUGCCUUACUUGAAAUAAAACACUCAUCAAUUAUAUUUCUCUAAAAAUUGUAUAAACAUUGUAUGAGCGUAAAUUGUAUAAGUAGACAUCAAAAUUUAUAUCAUUCAUUAAAAUUUUAAAAUUUUUACUGUGGAACUAAAUUUUUGAGUUUUGCUAUUUUAUUUAAGCAUGGGUGAUAUGUUAUUAAAUAUGUAAAUACAGGUUUCUGUAGACUAGAAAUGGAGUCUCUUCUGGGAAAAACUUGACAAUCAUGCGCAUUUGAAAUAAAAUGUAAAAUUUAAAACAA